AUGGGCAUUGCUCCGGGUCAGAUACCGGUCCUCUCGCAUUCCAUUUCCAACUCGGCCUCUUCGACAAACCCGCCGUCGCGACCGGAGCCUGUGCAGUUCCUCGAGAAUCAGGCCGCCCUUCUGGAUUUGGUCGAUCAGGAGGUAUUGCAAGGAGAGGACGAGAGAUCGGGCUUCGGGCAGAAUAUUCAGAAUGUGAGCAUGGGCAACUUUAACUUGAACUUUUUCGAAUGACUAAUUUCAGAAAGACCGUGUGCCCGGAAGUAUUGAUCAGGGCAAACCGACGUACAAGCUGAUCAGCGGUCGUUUCAUGCGCAUCCGAAACCGGACAGUGCUCCACAAAGCACUGAAUGACGUGUCCGAAAUGCUCAAUAAUCAACCGAUCAGCAACGAGAUGAAGCAAGAAGUCGCGGAUAAGUUCCAGAAAGAAUUCGGACACAAACUCGCUUUUCCGUAAGUUUUAUGAGGAAGAGUUCUUCAAAUGAAUUCAAAAUUUUCAGGCCCGUGAAGGAGUAG
Caenorhabditis sp. 36 PRJEB53466 is the source of this 513-nucleotide messenger RNA. NCBI's taxonomy places the organism in Eukaryota, Metazoa, Nematoda, Chromadorea, Rhabditida, Rhabditidae. The record is from the annotation of a GenBank genome assembly.